UCCACACUGCUCUCUUGUGCUGUUAAAGGAAAAACCCAUUGCAUGAUCCCUUUAACAACAGCUGAGACUAUUUUUGAGCACAAAAUAUGUCUCUGUACUGCAUUGCCUAUGACUGAGGCAGUUUAAGACUGCUAAGGCUCAGCCUGUUCUAGGUAUUAAGAGCUGGCAAACACCUCACUACUAUUUUGCAUGCUAACUGUAAGACUCAACCCAUGCAAGCCUUAAGGUGGCAUUUCCACCUCAUUUUGUUUCAACCAAAAGCAGAAAAUGUUUUUUCCCUUGGAAAUGAAUCUUGGGAAUUACUGAAGUUCUCUAUGAGUAAACCUUCCAGAGAUGUCUUCUCCAAUGGAGAUAUCAACCACACGUACAUCUGGGCCCAGUGCAGCUGACAGGUGUCUACCUGAAUCAUUCAUGUCACCAAGGAGCAGUCCUAUGCCUGUCAUGCUGGAGCUCCUCUUGAGUGAGCAGCUGUGGGAUUGAGACCUGGCAUGUAAUAAAGAGCAAGAACUUCAGCCCAGCAAUGAAUUCUGCUUUGGGGAGGCAGAACUGAAGCAGCAGGCGGGCUGCAGUGCCAGAUCAGAACUGACAACGUGUUCCUCCCUUCCUCAGCCCUCUACUAGCACAGAGAUCACCCUAUUAAGGAAUAACCUCCCAAAGUACCAGCUGGUCCCAGCCAGGAUCAUUGCAGAGCCCAGCCAGCGAUUGGAGACAGAGCAGGAAGCCCCAGACUCAAUGAAUUGACCAAACAGAAGCCCAAGUUGACAAUUUGGAGGAAGAAUUCAAUUCACGCAGGCAGAGCAAAGAGAGAAAUAAUCUCCAGAGAUGUUCUGCAGAGAUUUUUGCCUCCUCAGUCUUUGUCUUUUCCUUCUACCCCAAAGAAGGUGUUCCCUGGGUCAUCUAUCCAGCUCACGCAGUGGUGACACGACAUCCCUCCCUGGAUUUGAGAACCUCACCAUGGGAUACAACAAAUACCUCAGGCCCUACUUUGGUGGAGAGCCUGUUCAAAUCGCCAUGAGCCUGGACAUCGCCAGUAUUUCCAGUGUAUCUGAGAGCGACAUGGAUUACACAGCCACUAUAUACUUGCGGCAGCACUGGACAGACCCCAGGCUGGUCUUUCAAGGCAACAAGAGCUUCACGCUGGAUGCUCGCCUGGUGGAACUGCUCUGGGUACCAGACACAUACAUCGUGGAGUCAAAAAGGUCCUUCCUGCACGAUGUCACUGUGGGGAACCGGCUCAUAAGAUUGUUCUCUAAUGGCACUAUCCUGUAUGCCCUAAGAAUCACUACCACUGUCGCUUGUAACAUGGACCUGUCAAAAUACCCCAUGGACACACAGACGUGCAGGCUGCAGCUUGAAAGCUGGGGGUACGAUGAAAACGAUGUCACCUUCACAUGGCUGAGAGGAAAUGACUCUGUCCAUGGCAUAGAAAAACUACGGCUCUCGCAGUACACAGUGGAGAGUUACUAUACCCUGGUCUCGAAGUCACAGCAGGAAACAGGCAUUUACCCACGACUGAUACUGCAGUUUAAACUGAGAAGAAAUGUCCUUUACUUCGUUUUGGAGACCUAUGUACCCUCCACUCUGCUUGUCAUGUUGUCCUGGGUUUCAUUUUGGAUCACAUUGGAUUCAGUGCCUGCAAGAACCUGCAUUGGAGUAACAACAGUGCUUUCCAUGACAACUCUGAUGAUCGGCUCACGGAGUUCACUUUCAAAAACCAACUGUUUCAUCAAGGCCAUUGAUGUUUACCUUGGCAUCUGCUUCACCUUCAUCUUUGGUGCCCUUGUGGAAUAUGCAGUGGCUCACUACAGCUCAUCACAAAAGUGUGCAGCUAAAACAACUCAGGAGGGGCUUGCAAAUGACCUUACCAAGGAAAUGGAAGAAGUCAACAUUGCCAACAUCCUCACCAGCUAUAAACAGAAAAUCAGCUUUUCAAGCAUUGAGAUCUCCAGUGAUAACAUUAACUGCAGUGACCUGACCAUGAAAACUCGUGAGAAAAUCAAAUGUGUCUUGAGAAACAAAAUCCACAGGAUUAUUGGUUAUUUCACAAUUCAGAACCCCAGCAAUAUAGACCACUACUCUAAACUCCUUUUCCCUUUGUUUUUCAUGGUGGUCAAUGUGUUUUAUUGGGCCUAUUACUUAUAUUUCUAGUAGAAAUGAGUAGCUUCGUUCUCCCACAUCAGCAGGAGAGGAAUCUUGCAGUGGGUAUUGGUGUCUAGCCUCAGUGAAUCCAGUGUGGGCAAACUGCUCUGUUAUGUGUCCUGAGGAACAAAGCGGAAUCAUGUGUGAAAUAUGCACAAUGCAAAGCAACACUGAUUCUGGACCACUGCUCGUUCAGCUGAGGGGCAGUGCUGGGCUCUUGUGCUUGUUCCUGCUUUUCAUUCCAGCACCCCCCCUUUUGCCUGGCUGCAGUUCAGUAUGUAGGACUGCAUGCAGCAGCCCACAGAGCACUACGGGCAGCAAAAUUAUCUGAGUAGUCUGAAGCAGGUCAGAACUUUGUAGUUUAGAUCUGCAAGAGGAUGCAAAACUGUAGCUUUUGUUUGCCAGAGACAACAGGAAUAGAGGAACCAUGAUUGCUGUCUGAAUAGCUCUCUCAUGAAGCAGAGGAUCCUGAAGGCAGCAGCACACCUGCACAGAGGAACGGCUGCUGCGUGACACCUUGUCCCAGAGCCAAUGCAUUUUUUUAUGAGAUUUGGGACCAAGAAAUACAGGCAGCAAAACUGUUCUGUGACCCAUCUCUACACUCUGUCUGUUGAGCUGCAGUUGAACAGAUUCUACCACCUUCCAUGACUUCCUCACAAACCCUGGAGAGUGCCUCCUUCAGCUUUUAGUGCUCUGGGCAAGAGUGACCAAUUUGCCUUCUCCUUCUUUGUGUGGCUGUGCAGCUGUGGCCAGUCAGCAGUUCUGCUGGGUGAGAAGCCCACCUGUGGGCUGAGGUACAAUGACCCAGAUCAGCCUUCACUCUCAGUUUUAGGCUGAAACACCAAGUUUCUGCAGAUUCUAGGUGGGCUCUGGAAACUGCCAGUCAGCUCUGUUUCUCCUGCAAUCAGCAGGAGUGAGAGCUUUGUUUUAAAAAUACAUGAAAUGUGAUGCACACAAACUUAGGUUUGAGAACCAAAUACCAUUUAGUGCUAUGUACUUAAGGCUACUGGAAGUCUUUAUUUCCUGAUUUUUAAAUGAACAUUUUAUGGCAUAUUGCCCAAGUCCCCCUCUCCUGCCACCACUUUUGGUCUAUGCAGCUGUGAGAUUCUGAAGGUGUAAUUCUGCAGUUAUAUAGGCAGAAUUAACUGCCCUCAGUGGUUGCCAUUCUGCAGGAGCUCUGGCUGAGUGAGGCCCCUCAGCAUCUAGCUUAUAUUACAGCCUCUUGCACACGGUGUCUGCUUGGUGUAAGGCUCUUCCUGGGGGCUCCUCCAGAAGGUGGGCAAGGCAUGUGAAACUAUAGAUUUAUUUUUUUUACUUUAAUAAGUUUUUAUUGAACCACUUCACCAUGCUGUAUUGGGAAGGAUCUGAAGCACAUAUUCAUAAAUCGUAGAUUUUACAAAGAGCAGCACAAGAAGACAAAGGGGAACAGACUGACAAUGGCAAGUGAAUAAACACCAACUCCAAUAAUGAAAUGUUGCCUUGUAUAUACUGGCAUUUAAAGUCCAUUCCAUAAAAUGUAAUAAAGUGAACGUUAGUGAUAUGAACACAACCCCCUGGAGAGAUCUUCUAUUAAAAAAAUCA
This is a messenger RNA of Pogoniulus pusillus (Red-fronted tinkerbird), 3720 nucleotides long. RefSeq names its product gamma-aminobutyric acid type A receptor subunit pi (gene GABRP). Gene Ontology annotation, biological process: chemical synaptic transmission; regulation of membrane potential; nervous system process. Bases 823 to 2148 code for a protein of 441 amino acids. NCBI's taxonomy places the organism in Eukaryota, Metazoa, Chordata, Aves, Piciformes, Lybiidae. Gene Ontology annotation, cellular component: neuron projection; GABA-A receptor complex; plasma membrane. The transcript is spliced from 12 exons. The record is from RefSeq and is a predicted model, not a curated record. Gene Ontology annotation, molecular function: neurotransmitter receptor activity; chloride channel activity; extracellular ligand-gated monoatomic ion channel activity.